AUGACCUCCUGCCGGCAGACUUUGCGUCCUGUUAAGAUUCUGCUACUCCUCAGUCUUGUCCUGCCAGUGACAGCCCAGAUUCACAAACUAACAUCCCCUUCUGCAACCACUGAACCAGAAUCUUCCAAACCUUUCACCACUUCCUUCAGCCAUGAAUCAGAGGCUGACCAGACUACAGAAGGGGGGGUGCAGGCCUCUAGUACGGCCGGGCUGGAUAUCGGGAUCGAAUUUCCCGCACUGACAACCCCCCUCGCUGACACGGAGCCCACGACAACCCAAUCAUCCACUACAUCUAUGUACCGGGCGACCACCAGAAGGGGAGCCACCACAUCGGAAGACACUAUUCACACCCGAGCAAAAGACGCGGCCAGACGACUGGAGCACGAGAAGAUCUUCACUUACGACUACCUGACCCUGAGGCAGUGGGGAUUGAUCUGCGCUCUCCUUCUGUGUAUUAUCGGAUUCCUCGUAUUGUUCAGUGGAAGAUGUCGGGGAUUCUCUUGCCGAGACGACAGAGGAGGAAAUACAACAUAACAGGACUAUAG
This is a messenger RNA of Staurois parvus, 545 nucleotides long. The record is from the annotation of a GenBank genome assembly. Lineage: Eukaryota; Metazoa; Chordata; Amphibia; Anura; Ranidae.